Sclerotinia sclerotiorum 1980 UF-70 is the source of this 795-nucleotide messenger RNA. RefSeq lists its product as hypothetical. NCBI's taxonomy places the organism in Eukaryota, Fungi, Ascomycota, Leotiomycetes, Helotiales, Sclerotiniaceae. The record is from RefSeq and is a predicted model, not a curated record. The transcript is spliced from 2 exons. Bases 1 to 795 code for a protein of 264 amino acids.
AUGGCGGAAAUUUACAGCAAAGCAUGUCGUGUAGUUACCUGGCUUGGAGAGGCGGCGGACGAUAGUGAUCAAGCUCUUGAAGAAAUUGCCAUUUCUGCACGGCAAUCUAAUAUUACAAGUUUCUCAGACGAGCAAUCUACACAUUCUCCUCAUUCACGGUUUCCUAUCGCAUUGUUUCGGUCUCCUAUCCCAUUGUAUGCAACCACAGUCGAGAUUGAACAUACUCCAAACAACAGAAUGAACCCGACGGCGAUUUUUGCACUACUUCGACGUCCAUGGUUUCAGCGCAUUUGGAACCUGGUCCGUUCUGUGACUGACCUCAUGAGGGAAUCGAUCUUCCGACCUAAAUUUGCAACGAGUAGCUCAAAUUAUUACUCCCUCAACAUCCGCCCGCUAGUUGAACUGAUAGAAACUUACUAUGCCCAUCAAGCGUCUGAUGAUCGCGACAGAGUGUAUGCCUUACUCGCCAUGAGCUCUGAUAAUCCUGUAUCAAGAGGUUUAUUGCCUGACUACACAAUUUCAUGGGCACAGCUAUUUGUGCAGCUUGUCAAGUUCCUUCUCUGCGAACAAACAUCCGUGGAUAUUUGCCAGACUAGGAGGAUGGUAGUGAUCAAAAGCAAAGGCCGUGUUCUUGGCACGGUUCGCUCGGCGAGGCGUACUUCCUGGAAUCACACGCAAAUUUUGGAGGUCGAUUCCUUACCUUUCGUCAUUCACCCUGAGAAGUAUGAUAUUAAGGAGUGGGAACUCCCAGCGGCACGGAAGAACAUACAAGCUGGCGACAUAAUUGUUUUCUAG